AUGUAUUCGGACGAGGUGAAGGAGUUCCUGUGGAAGGUCCUGCUUAAAAGCGGCCUCAGCGCCGAGACCACGUAUCUGCCGCCUGCAGUGCACCCCUGCCAUGUACAGCAGCCAAAAAUGGACAUUAAUGCGGCGUUGGAUGAGGCACGGCAAGUGAUGUACGGCGCCGCCGACGAGCUGUUCGGGCGCACCGGAGCACAGCCCCAGGACAUUGACAUCCUCAUCACCACAAACUCCAUCUUCUGCCCCACGCCGAGCAUGGCGUCUAUGGUGGUCAACCAUUACAAGAUGCGUUCAGACGUACAGUCGUACCACCUGGGCGGUAUGGGCUGCGCCAAUGGCACCAUCGCAAUCAAUCUCGUGCGGGACAUGUUGCAGGCUCGCCCCAACAGCAACCUGCUCUUCAUUUGCAGCGAGAUCGUGUCGUACUGCGCAUAUCCCGGCAAGGAUAAGGCGCGCAUGGUGGCCAAUGCCAUCUUCAGGAUGGGGGCGACUGCGGUGCUCUUCAGCAAUAAGCCCGGUGCGGGGCGCGCGGCCAAGUACCGACUGGAGCGCGCCACCCGGACACAUGCGGGUGCUCGCGAUCGGGCGUACAGGUUGGUUCGUCGUGUGUCCAUGCACUGGGGCCCCGACGCCGAGGGCAUCAACGGCAUCUACCUGUCCAAAGACAUCAUCGGCGAGGCAGGGAAGGUACGUGUACGGCUUAUCAUGACUUGGGCCCAGUACGGCGAGGCUGCCGUACACAUGGUCCGUUCACGACUGCUAGGUCAGCAGCUGCCGCCGUACCGUCCGGACUACACACGCUGUAUCAACCACUUUCUGGUGCACGCGGGUGGCUACGCGGUGAUCAAAGGGCUCCAGGAGGGGCUCAACCUGCCGGCAUCUUGCAUGAUCCCCUCCUUCGCGGCGCUCCGGGAGUACGGGAACACCAGCUCUAGUACGACAUGGUAUGCACUCGGCUACACGGAGGCGUGCGAGGGCGUGAAGAAGGGCGAGCGCGUGCUCCAGCUCGGGGUGGGUGGCGGUAUGAAGGGCGGAUGCAACGUCUGGCUGGCUCUGCGGGACGUCGACGGGUCGAAGCACACAGCCUGGCAGCACCUGGAGGGCCGUCGUAUCCAGGAGGCCGAGCUGCCACGAGGCAUCGAUAAGGACGUCGUGCGGUGA
This is a messenger RNA of Volvox carteri f. nagariensis, 1164 nucleotides long. RefSeq lists its product as uncharacterized. Gene Ontology annotation, biological process: fatty acid biosynthetic process. The coding region runs from base 1 to 1164 and encodes 387 amino acids. The record is from RefSeq and is a predicted model, not a curated record. Gene Ontology annotation, molecular function: acyltransferase activity, transferring groups other than amino-acyl groups. Lineage: Eukaryota; Viridiplantae; Chlorophyta; Chlorophyceae; Chlamydomonadales; Volvocaceae. The transcript is spliced from 9 exons. Gene Ontology annotation, cellular component: membrane.